AUGUCGGAAAAGGGGCCAAAAAGGGCGACUCAAGACGGUAGUGUCCCCUCACUCCUAGAUCUUACAACGGAAAACAUCACACCCAACACGAUUCGGAUCAAUUCGCAAGGAAAUAAUGCGCGGGUCACAUACCUUGCGUCGCGGCUCGUAACACAUCUGCACGACUUUGCUCGAGAAACGAGGCUGAGCACGGAAGAAUGGAUGGCCGCAUUGGAUUUCCUGGUUAGAUGUGGGCAGAUCAGCAGCGAUGUCCGACAUGAGUUCAUCUUGCUCUCCGACGUCCUGGGUCUCUCCAUGUUAGUCGACAGCAUCAACCACCCCAAGCCGGCUGCGUCGACGGAAGGAUCCGUCUUGGGCCCCUUCCACACACAUGACGCACCCACGCUGCUGAACGGAGGCAUCAUGUCAGACGAUGAGGCCGGCGUGAGCAUCGACAUCUGGGAAACAGACAGCUCAGGUCACUAUGACGUGCAGCGACAAGACAGGGAGGCGCCGAGCGAGCGGUGUGUCAUGACCUCUGACGAAGAGGGUCGUUUUUGGUUUCGCGGCAUCAAGCCUGUGAGCUACCCUAUCCCACACGACGGGCCCGUGGGCAAGCUGGUCCAGUUACUGGGACGACACUGUUGGAGACCAGCGCACAUGCACUUCAUGUUUGCCAAAGCAGGGUGGGAUCAAUUGACCACGGCUUUGUUCAUCCGCGGGGAUCCUUACGAAUCCUCGGACGCCGUCUUUGGCGUCAAAAAGAGUCUGGUUGUGAGCCUUGACAAGGUGGACGAGGUGACGAGCAGCGAAUUCGAGGUCCAAGAAGGCACAUGGCUUUUGCGGUAUGACUUUGUGCUCGUAUCUGAAGAGGAGACGCUCGCUCUGCGGGAUCAUAAUGCUGUGGCGGCAUUGCGAGAUCUGGGCUUGACGCACUUGAAGUUGGUGGAUCACCUGCCGGUUCCUGAACUCGAUUAG
This is a messenger RNA of Verticillium nonalfalfae, 957 nucleotides long. RefSeq lists its product as uncharacterized. Lineage: Eukaryota; Fungi; Ascomycota; Sordariomycetes; Glomerellales; Plectosphaerellaceae. The record is from RefSeq and is a predicted model, not a curated record. The transcript has 4 exons. Gene Ontology annotation, molecular function: ferric iron binding; catechol 1,2-dioxygenase activity. Gene Ontology annotation, biological process: catechol-containing compound metabolic process. Bases 1 to 957 code for a protein of 318 amino acids.